Messenger RNA from Chara braunii, 1010 nucleotides. The record is from the annotation of a GenBank genome assembly. NCBI's taxonomy places the organism in Eukaryota, Viridiplantae, Streptophyta, Charophyceae, Charales, Characeae.
CGAUGAAUUAUGGCGACGUAGGGACGAUGAGAUAGACCGAGACCGCAGAGAUCGCGAGCUGUUUGUGCGAGCAAGGAGGCUAGAUGAUUACCCCCGAAGCCCUCGCUAUGAGGCCGAUCGGGGUAGAGGCGACUCCUGCGGCCGAUGGGAGAGGGACGGCAGAUACGAGAGAUCGGACCGGGAUGGAUAUAGGGACGACAGAUACGAGAGGUCGGGUCGAGAUGGCUACAGAGGGAGUACAUAUGAGAGAGGAGAUCAGGACAUGGAACGACAAGAUGGGACACGCGGACGGUUUGAGCGCAGGGGAGAUGCGAGAGAGCAGCGCGACGAGACGCGAGGAUGGUACGACCGAGAGGACCGACGCGAUGAGUCACGAGGACGCUAUGACUCGGGGGACCGCCGGAAUGACUCGCGAGGGCAGUAUGAGCGAGGAGGGUCUGGAGGAGACCGGCGCAACGAUUCGCGCAGUCGGAAUGAGAGAGGGGGAUAUGGUGUCUCAUCAGAACCAUAUCCAAAGUCGUCUGACCCCAACGCGGCCAGAAAUUCGAUGUCUAGAGGCGCAGACGACAGAGCGUCUACUCCCAGGAACUCAUACGUCUACUGUAGAGGAGAAGAUCAUAUCAAGAGGGAUUGUCCGGACCUCAAAUGGGCAAUAGAUGAGGGGCUUGUCGUGCUUGACGACCGCAAGUACGUCAAGUGGGCAGAUGAUCUGGGAGAUGUAUCAAUGUUUCCUUCGAUGAAGGAGAACGCCGAAGCAAGGAGAAUAAAGACGAGUAAAGGAAUGGAGUCGGUCAGAAGCCAGAGCAUCAAGAUAAUCUUUGAGGGGGAUAUCGCGACCACACCCAUAAGGGUGGCAGCCACCAAGUCAGCAAGAGGGUCUACAUCGAAGAAGACUGACAYGGAUUAUGUGAUGACGGAGAAGGACGGGCAGCGGAUCGAUGGAGAGGAGGUUAUCCUUUCGCCAUGAAAGAGGGGAGUGAAGAAGUUCUUAAUGAAGAGUCCGUUGGACG